This is a messenger RNA of Neurospora hispaniola, 405 nucleotides long. RefSeq lists its product as uncharacterized. The transcript has a single exon. The record is from RefSeq and is a predicted model, not a curated record. Lineage: Eukaryota; Fungi; Ascomycota; Sordariomycetes; Sordariales; Sordariaceae. Bases 1 to 405 code for a protein of 134 amino acids.
AUGCAUCUCCAAAUCUUCCUCCAAGUUCUGCUCCUAGUCGCCCUCUCCGCUCCUGCCUCCACCAUCCCCUCUUCUUAUCCCUCCACCCCAACUUCAAUUGACAAGCCGAACCUCAACCCCCGUCUCUCCUGGGACGACAUCGUCAACGGCGCCAAGAGUUUGUACUCGCAAGCCAUGGCCACCCCUACAAGCACCACCAUCGAGGUCCCCUCAAGCACCUCAAGCACCUCGCCAACGGCAGCAACCCAUGAAGAUCAGGGGGAGAGCGAUGAGUACGAUAACAACGAUGAUAAUACCCAAUUCAAGGGUAGCAACGGCUUGAAAAAUAGGAGUAAUAUCUUGGAGCGGCGGGGAUUGUUAGCGGGAGCCGGGUUUGGGUUGGUUGUUUUGGGGUUGUAUGGCUGA